This is a messenger RNA of Equus caballus (horse), 1122 nucleotides long. RefSeq names its product NME/NM23 nucleoside diphosphate kinase 1 (gene NME1). NCBI's taxonomy places the organism in Eukaryota, Metazoa, Chordata, Mammalia, Perissodactyla, Equidae. The record is from RefSeq and is a predicted model, not a curated record. Gene Ontology annotation, molecular function: nucleoside diphosphate kinase activity; DNA binding. Gene Ontology annotation, biological process: UTP biosynthetic process; CTP biosynthetic process; GTP biosynthetic process.
AGAUCUACGGUAAGAAUGAAUCUUCCAUCCGUGAAAUUGUGAAGAAGGAAAAAGAAAUUCGUGCUAGUUUUGCUGUCGCACCUCUAACUGCAAAAGUUACGGCCACAGUGCGGGAUAAGUGCUUAGUUAAUAUGGAAAAGGCAUUAAGUUUGUGGGUGGAAGACAUGAACAGAAAAUGCGUUCCGCUUGAUGGCAACAUGUUGCGCCAGAAAGCACUGAAUCUAUAUGAAGACUUCAGCAAGGGAUCCCGUGAAACGAGUGACACCAAGACAUUUACUGCAAGUAAGGGAUGGUUACACAGAUUCAGGAAUAGGUUUGGACUGAGAACUAUAAAAAGUACUGGAGAGGCUGUGCCUGCCGCCGAAGAAGCUGCUGCCACAUUUCCGGCAGAGUUGAAGAAGUUGAUUAAGGAGAAAGGAUACCAGCCAAAGCAAGUCUUGGAUUGCGAUGAAACCGGGCUCUUCUGUACAGUACAGACCAUGGCCCACAGCGAGCGCACCUUCAUCGCCAUCAAGCCUGACGGGGUCCAGCGCAGCCUGGUGGGCGAGAUCAUCAAGCGCUUCGAGCAGAAGGGCUUCCGGCUCGUCGCUAUGAAGUUCAUGCGCGCUUCUGAAGACCUCCUCAAGGAACACUACAACGACCUGAAGGACCGUCCGUUCUUUGCCGGGCUGGUGAAAUACAUGCACUCGGGGCCAGUGGUUGCCAUGGUCUGGGAGGGGCUGAAUGUUGUGAAGACAGGCCGAGUGAUGCUCGGGGAGACCAACCCUGCGGACUCCAAGCCUGGGACCAUCCGUGGGGAUUUUUGCAUCCAAGUUGGCAGGAACAUCAUCCAUGGCAGUGAUUCCGUGGAGAGCGCAGAGAAGGAGAUCGCCUUGUGGUUUCAGCCUGAGGAACUGGUCGAUUACAAGAGCUGUGCUCAGAGCUGGAUCUACGAGUGACGCGGCCGCAGACCGCGGUGCUUUCCCACUCCCUCGCCUCCCCUCCCACGGGCAGGGGCCAGGCUACAGCGAGUCUAGUUAUUUCUGAGAACUUCCUUGUAAUCUGGAGGGAAACUCUUGGAGCUGUGAGGGCUCCCUGUACAGUGUUACGUGCUACCAUCAGAUUAAAAUGUUGCAUCCCGUA